Molecule: messenger RNA, 2329 nt
Organism: Leptonychotes weddellii (Weddell seal)
Lineage: Eukaryota; Metazoa; Chordata; Mammalia; Carnivora; Phocidae
Source: RefSeq, a predicted model, not a curated record
GAUUUUGCGAUCUUAUUGAGAACAGCUAGAUCUAAGAGAGGGGGCAAAAUCCAGAUUCAACUGCACUGAGAAGUGCUCGCAAGUGUACAAGACCGUGCCUUCUAGAAGCUGAGCUUUGAGGGAGUAGCAGGGAGUGAGUGUGUUGGCUAGAAAGAAAUGCAGAGUCUUAGAGGAUAUUUUUGUAUGAGUGGCUUGGUUUUGUUUUUAAGAUGGGGUAGAUGCACAUUUCUGUGCUGAGCAGGAGCCAGUAUAAGGGAAGAGACUGUGUAAGGCCUGUUGCCUUACACAUCGUAAAUAUAUUGUAAAAAUAUUUGUUUAAUGAAUGACUGCUUACUGUUAAAUUUGUCAAUCUUAGUUUCACAGGCAAGCUGUAUGUGUUUUAAGGGCUGCUUGCUCUUUCUGUAUUAUUUUUUUAGCCUCAGAAUAUUCUGCUGACAAGUGAAUCUCCACUGGGUGACAUUAAGAUAGUUGAUUUUGGUCUUUCAAGAAUAAUGAAGAACAGUGAAGAGCUCCGAGAAAUUAUGGGUACUCCUGAAUAUGUGGCUCCCGAGAUUCUUAGUUAUGAUCCCAUCAGCAUGGCGACGGAUAUGUGGAGCAUUGGAGUGCUAACAUAUGUCAUGCUCACUGGAGUGUCACCUUUCUUAGGUGAUAAUAAACAAGAAACAUUCCUAAACAUCUCUCGGAUGAGUUUAAGUUAUUCUGAGGAAGAGUUUGAUGUUGUGUCUGAGUCAGCUGUUGACUUCAUCAAGACACUUUUAGUUAAGAAACCUGAAGAUCGAGCCACAGCCGAAGAAUGUCUAAAACAUCCGUGGUUGACAGAGAGCAGUAUUCAGGAUCCUUCUUUCAAGGUGAAAGGGGCAUUAGAAGAAGCAAAUGCGCUCCAAGAAGGUGAUUCUGUGCCUGAAAUUAAUUCAGAUACUCAGAAACCAGAAACCGAGGAAUCAGUUGUAACAGAGGAGUUAAUUGUAUUUACUUCAUAUACUUUAGGACAAUGCAGACAGUCUGAAAAAGAGAAAAUGGAGCAAAAGGCCAUUUCCAAACGAUUUAAAUUUGAGGAACCUUUGCUACAAGAAAUUCCAGGAGAAUUUAUCUACUGAGCAGUACUUCCCUUUAGAACUUUAAGAUUUCUACAUUGAAACCAUUAUUAUUAUUUAUGGACUUCUGGCCAAAUGGUACAUGUACUGAAAGUGGAUAAACCAGGUAUCACUGAUAGAAACUCAAAUAACUUUGUCAAACUUGUGGAGUUAGAUAUAUCAAGACAGAUUUAUAAAGCUGCCAACCAGGAGUUUUAACGGGUAAAGUUUUAUCUGUGUCAAUGUUAUUUUUUUAAGAAGGGAGAUGUUUGAAUCUUUUGUUUCUAAAUCUUGUUUCUCCAGAAUGAGAAUUUGUUAUGCAAAGAUACCUGUAUUUACUUUCUUUAAAAAUCCAAGUAAAAGUGCCAAAUUAACAUCUUUGUAAAUCUAUUUUGCAGUAUUCAUGUGUAUCUGUAUCUGCAUAUUUGUAUGUUGAUAUCUUUGCUAAAAUUGAUACCUUUUUACUUUGGAUUUUUUGAGGGGAGUAAGCUUUUUAAUUAGGUAUCUUCCAAAUUUUGAGUCCUAGAAUAACAUCCACUAGAGUUUGAUAAUGUCUUAUUUUUAUAUUUUAUUACUGCUUUAUAUUGACUUGAUUUGACUUCUGUUGUCCUUGUUUUUGCCUAAUGCUUGUAACCUAUCAGUGAAAAGCCCUGGCUAAUUUCUUUUUUCUUCAGUGUCACUAAUAAGAGUGGUGUUGAUUUUUCACCUCAAACUAUUCUGGUUUUAAGGUCAAAGUUAACCAAAGUGCUGACCUCUCGCCGUUUCCCUCAGCACGCCUUACCCGUCUGCGCGCUCUCAGGAGACGGACCCAUGCCACCUUCUCACGUGCUUGUCACCUAAUUUUGGUCACUUGCAAGUGUCAGUGUGAUCUGAUCAACACGGUGGUUGCUUUGGUCAGUGAAGGACGCUGUUGCAUUGUUUUUGUUAAUAAAAUCCCCCAGAGAGGGUAAGAGGUGGAGCAUCUUCGUCCUAGCCAUUGAGCCUCCACUUCUGUGGAGUUUAUGUGCCCUCAGACUAUACUGGGAAACGUUAUAAAAAGCCACAAUAUUUAUAAACUUUGUUUUGUUCAUAAAAAAUUGGACCUUGGAUACUUUGUCAUCAGGGGAGCAGCCAUGUUCCCAGAAGACUUAUAAGAAUUUAAGUUGAUUAGGAUGUAUGUAGGCCCCACAGUGAACAAUACAUUCCUAUUAAACAAUGGAAACGUACAAGUGUACGCCGUGUAACUUAAACAACUAAAUAUCCUUCUCACACAAAAA